UAUGUUGAUCAAGAUUUGUGUGCAUUUCUUGCCUCGGUAGCAGAGACUGGUCUCAGCAGGUGGAAAAUUAAGGACAUAAUGUUACAGCUGCUGCGAGGCCUAGACUUCCUUCACACCAACAUGCUGGUGCACCGAGACCUGAAGCCGCAAAAUGUGCUGGUCAGCAGCCACGGUGAGAUCAAGAUUGCGGAUUUUGGUCUGGCGCGGAUCUACAGCCACCACAUGGCUCUCACGCCCAUCGUGGUGACCCUGUGGUACAGAGCUCCGGAGGUCCUGCUACACUCCGGCUACAUGUCCUCCGUGGACAUGUGGAGCACUGGCUGCAUCUUCGCUGAGCUCUUCCUCCUCAGACCCUUGUUUUGCGGCUAUUCUGACAUACAGCAGCUCCAGAAAAUCAUAGAUGUGAUCGGCCUGCCUGCACAGGAGGACUGGCCUACCGAGAGCCCCAUCCCGUACCCUGCCAACUGGAAGAGUGCAGUUUCUGGCCUUUAACCCAUCCAAGCGUGUCUCAGCCUUUGAGGCUUUGAGACACACCUUCCUGGCUGAGCAGUAGCACCGCUACCCAGGGACCCUAUGGCUGCUGAAGAGCUGGCGGAAUAGCGGUUAAUUCACGGCGGUACCUUCGCUCAAAGGAGAUGAGGACUGUUGCCAGUUGUUCACUUCAAUAAAAGUGUUAUUUCCUU
This is a messenger RNA of Scleropages formosus (Asian bonytongue), 683 nucleotides long. Its product is annotated as cyclin-dependent kinase 4-like. The transcript is spliced from 6 exons. The record is from RefSeq and is a predicted model, not a curated record. Gene Ontology annotation, molecular function: ATP binding; cyclin-dependent protein serine/threonine kinase activity; cyclin binding. Gene Ontology annotation, cellular component: cytoplasm; nucleus; cyclin-dependent protein kinase holoenzyme complex. Gene Ontology annotation, biological process: regulation of gene expression; regulation of G2/M transition of mitotic cell cycle; protein phosphorylation. The coding region runs from base 79 to 492 and encodes 137 amino acids. Lineage: Eukaryota; Metazoa; Chordata; Actinopteri; Osteoglossiformes; Osteoglossidae.